UAACAAUCAAUUAGUUAGUUCUGUCUCGUCACACGGCGAGCAGCGUCUGAACAAUGGACGUGAAGUCCAUGUUUUUUGUUUUUUAUUAUUUUUCGACAGUUUUCUGCGGCUACCCUCCGACUGGAGAUGAAGUACAGCUGGGCAGCGUUCUCCUGCCAGCCACACGGAGGGGGAGGUACCUCGCCAACAUCAUCAGGAGACAGGCUGUUGACGGGACGGGAAUUAAGUUCAACAAAGACGCCGACAGGAUGAACGCGGAGGCCAAGAAGAAAGUGGACGUGCUGUCGGAGGAGUUGCUGCCGUACAUCAUAGCGGAGCAAGAGAGACGGACGACGCUGUACAAGAGAAUCAUGACGGCCAUCCAGAACGGAGAGAAGGGAGUCACCAUCGCCGAGAUCAGGAACAAGCCGCCGCUCAUCAUCAGAAAAGGUUUGCUGUACCGGUGCCCUUCAAACCGGGCUCCCAAAGAACCCGACGGGUCUGGAUCGUUGAUGUGUGAGGAUGACCUGGAGCCGACCCAGGUCAUGUAUGAUUCGUGUUUGAGCGCAGAGGACAAAGAACUCUAUGUGGCUGAGAAUAAGUACUUCUUUUGCAAUCGUCACAAAGUGGAGGGUCCAGACCUGCCUCGUAACGGCACCACGGUGAUCGGCUGCGCUCCCAUAGAGCGGACCUCCCUCAACUACACCACCAGCAAGUGCGCUCUGGAAGACACAGACGACGUGGUCGUGCAUUACAGAUACUACCCCGACAGAUCGUACAAGUUCGUGACAGAGUUGGACCCUGACAGGGAGGUGUGCGACCACUGGAACCCUUGUCAGAUAGGAUACAUCUACAGCCUCCCGUCACCAGAUCAGGCUCUGCUAGCUAAUGAGUUGUGGCAUAACUACGAGGACAGUUCCGAGGAGUUCGUGUCUCCGUCAGCUAAGAACUACACCAGCAGCACCAAGAGGCUGCCGGUGCCUGAGGGAUACACGUUCGUUUACAUCACGGGAUACUCCGUGACCGACAAAGAAGUGGACAAGAGCGGCAAACUGGUGUAUCGUCUGCGCAAACUGGACCGUUCUCUGUACACCACGAAGCUGAGUAACCACGACCGCUUCAUCAGCGUGACCCUGGACUUCCCGCGGUGGUCCAGCGCCUACUACCAGCAGUAUCAGGUCGCGUUCGCCAAGACACCCGACAAGAAGCCAUAUAAAUAUGUGCCAUUCCUCAGAUUGUCUGAAGGCACCGCGAACAUAAUAUCCAGGCGGCUGGAGCUGCUGCAAGGCCAGCAAGCCAACACCACCUUGAUACCUUACAGGUGCGAGAGGUGCAGACUCAUCAACUUGAUGGUGAGAGCCAACGACGGGAACGCUUACAACGUGGACUCAGAUAGAUACCGACUGCUGGACUCGGUGGACAGACAAGGAAAACGGCACCAGUUCCUGCAGAUCAUGAUGGAGAGCAUGCGGCCUCAGGACUUCGGAGACUACUUCGCCGUCAUCCAGAACGCGGACGGCUUGGAGGAGAGGAUCAAAGUUCUCUCAGUUUUGUGUAAGCGAAUGUUGUUUAACAUCACGUCUUCACUAAACCGUUACUCUAAUACUAUGUUGUAUUGUUUCAGCGCCUGGUAAUGUCUUCUGAUAGAU
Molecule: messenger RNA, 1628 nt
Organism: Danaus plexippus (monarch butterfly)
Lineage: Eukaryota; Metazoa; Arthropoda; Insecta; Lepidoptera; Nymphalidae
Exons: 14
Coding region: 54-1613 (519 amino acids)
Source: RefSeq, a predicted model, not a curated record